Messenger RNA from Tuber aestivum (summer truffle), 1260 nucleotides. Lineage: Eukaryota; Fungi; Ascomycota; Pezizomycetes; Pezizales; Tuberaceae. The record is from the annotation of a GenBank genome assembly.
AUAUCGAAGGCAAUGCUUUCGCAACCCAUCACCACAUCCCCAGGGGCAUCCGCUUCAGCGGCCCCAGCAUCCGCUGCGAAAAAGCGCCGCCGCCGGGCACCCGCCACUGGAGCUGCUGAUGACUGCUUUACUUGCGGAGCAAAUGGAAUCAAGUGUGAUCGUCGCCGGCCUUAUUGUGGUCCAUGUCUUGAUGUUGGGGUCAAGUGUAGAGGUUAUAAGACACAACUCACGUGGGGAAUUGGCGUAGCUAGUAGGGGAAAGCUUCGUGGAUUGCAUCUUCCGAUUCACACGCCGCCCGUCGACUCGAGGGACGCGAGGAUCAAAAAGAGGGGUGACGAGAGGACCUCAAGUGGGAACGAGGAUGGAUUGAGGUCAAAAAGAUCAACGACAUCCUUGGAUAGCAGCGGACGCGACUACGACAGCCAAAGCAGUGGAGAUAAUGGUACCGAAAAACUGAGCAUUAUCACAAGCUACGAUUUUGUCAAUAUAGAACCUCACUCGAGCUCUAGCUCGGCCGUCUCGAGAACAAGCUCGACUCGUUCAACUAACAGCCCAGCCGUCUCCACUAGAGCGAGUCCGACUCUUUCCGGGAUCCCACAGAGUAGCAUGCCAUCACAAAGAAUCACUCAAGAUCGGAAGUCGCCCGAGUCCUCUUCUUCCUACACGUCGUCCUACCCUGCUGGCUCUCAGCCCCAGCGUCCCGUACAGUCUCAGCAGCAGCAGCAAUAUGGGCAGUCUCGCGCACACAACUAUCACAAUGAGCCCUGCAAUUACGCCCCCCUAGAGCCGCCGCGUGGGCUGAUCCGCUCCCCUUUUCUCGAACACGAACCAAAGUACGAGCCGGGGUACGAACCAAAGUACGAACUUGAAUCAAGGCACGGAUCAAAGCAUAAAUCAAAGUACGAACCAAAGUACGAACCCAACUUCGCUUCGUCGCGGCAUUACCCCAUGUCUUCUGCACCCUCCGCAACUCCCUCGUAUGAAAUGGUAACCGGUGUUUCGAGCGCCCCGUAUCAUCCUUCGGCUGGAAUGACAGUCACCACUACUGGGGUUUCCUAUGCUCCCGUGGUCGCCACCAUGCAUGCUACUUCCCAAAUGAUGGGUGGCGAUCACUUCCACAACCCCAGCCGUCGCCAUCGGAAUGGAGGCCCUGGGUGGGGUGGCGUCGGUAUGGGAAUGGGCAAUCUUCAUCAGCAACAUGCACCAGCGGACACCGAUAACCUGUCCGACUUGUUGUACGAAGAUGUGCUUGGUACGUUC